Molecule: messenger RNA, 954 nt
Organism: Siniperca chuatsi (mandarin fish)
Lineage: Eukaryota; Metazoa; Chordata; Actinopteri; Centrarchiformes; Sinipercidae
Gene: psenen
Product: presenilin enhancer, gamma-secretase subunit
Exons: 4
Coding region: 169-474 (101 amino acids)
Biological process (GO): Notch receptor processing
Cellular component (GO): gamma-secretase complex
Source: RefSeq, a predicted model, not a curated record
ACAAAAAACAAAGAAGAAAGACGAAGAAGAAGAAGAAGAAGAAGAAGAAGAAGAAGAAAAAGAAGGAGGAGGAGGAAGUGGAAGUGUUUGAUUGUUUCUAAAUAGUCCAUUUGUGACGGUUCUCAGACAUUUUGGCCUUUAAACUCUCAGGAUUCAAACAAAUCCACAAUGAACCUGGAACGACUGCCCAAUGAGGAGAAGCUCAGCCUAUGCAGAAAAUAUUACUUAGGUGGCUUUGCAUUUCUCCCAUUCCUCUGGCUGGUCAAUGUUGUUUGGUUUUUUCGGGAGGCCUUUGUAAAGCCAACCUACACUGAACAGCUCCAGAUAAAAACUUAUGUGAAGCGCUCAGCACUGGGGUUGCUGUUAUGGGUUGCAGUACUCACCACAUGGAUUACUAUUUUCCAGCACUUCAGAGCAGAGUGGGGGGAGGUGGGAGAUUACCUCUCCUUUACAAUUCCACUGGGCAUUCCUUGAGACAUUUUUUGAUGACAGGUCUUUUGAAAAUAACUAAUGAUCCACAAUAAUGGACCAAAGAAUUUUCCUUCUUUAACUACAGUGAAAUACUUUGGUGUUUUGUUUGGUCUCUGGAGCUAAAUUCAAUGGCUGAAAAACAUUACAGAGUAAUCAAAAAGAUAAUGUCUUAAAAAGAUAAAUGCUGCAGGUAUGAAAAUUCAUGUUUUUUGUGCUUGCUAAGGCAUUUAAAAAAGUUCUUUGGUUUAGAGUAGGCUAAUUAAUCUUGUAUAGCAGACAAUGUUAACUGUCAAGGACAGUAUCAAACAGUAUCUAAUGAUGAAGCUGGAUAUGCAUUCAGGUUUGUUCAGGACAUUGAACAAUAGAUUCAACAAAGUUUUUUUUUUCUUGACUUAAAAAUGUUUAUUGUUUAUGUGUGAUUGCACACCCAAAACAAUUUUUACUUGUGUAUGAAUGACGAAUAAAAAAAUAUCCAUAACGCUU